Molecule: messenger RNA, 525 nt
Organism: Westerdykella ornata
Lineage: Eukaryota; Fungi; Ascomycota; Dothideomycetes; Pleosporales; Sporormiaceae
Exons: 2
Coding region: 1-525 (174 amino acids)
Source: RefSeq, a predicted model, not a curated record
AUGCGAAGUCAGAGUGGACAAGGAAAGUUGAUGGGAUGGAAUGCCGCCACCCAGCAGCUUUCAGACUUUCCAGAACAGAGGAACAACACACAAGCUCCUGGGCCGUCCAACCAACGUGACGGCGUGUCGGAGAGGCAUCAAGAAGAACGCCUGAUGCGGAAGCAUCGGUGCAGUGCUGAUGAGAGGUUGAAUGCCGUACCAGAACCUUCGACUGAGAGUAUUUUUGAAGCUAGUCCCGGUAGCUUUCUUGUGCCAUGUUUCGCCCAAGAAAGUCAACAUUUCAACUGCCUCGGUUGCUCCGAGUCACACCCAGACCCUCAUCAUAGUCUGCUAGCUCAGCACAUUUCUUCCAUCAGAGUUUGUCGACUUGGCUGGACGGGCCCAAUCGUGUCCGAUGGGGUAACUGUUCCCACUACUGUCGCCGGCGAUUUUUCUCUGCACGCCAUGUUGUGGCACAGCCGAGGACACUCCAGUAAAGUUCGCCUCCGGUCCAUCGGACCUUUCGUUUUGAAGGCUCCGACUUGA